AUGAUCGAGUCGGAAGUUGCCGAGAUGCUCAUGAGUCUAUCGGCGCCGGACGAGCGCAAAUUCGUCGACAAUCCGCUGUACGCAGCCGAGCCGCCGUCGUCCUGGCAGGCAGGGAAGAAGCGGGCGUUCGCGGCCUUUGACGCUGGUGCAGCCGCGUCGCUGCCGUCGUCGAGCUUCUUGCAUCCGCGGGCCGAGUGCUUUAGCUCGCCCAUGUCGCUCCUGCAGCUCCGGAUCCAAGGACGUCCCCUCACGUCCAUGAUCCCUGGACGGGAAGACGUCGACAGCAUCAGCAACAGCAGCAGCAGCAGUGACGUGGACAUGGACUCGAGCCAAACGAGCGACGACGCUCUCACGUGGUCAUCCCCCUACCGCUCGUCUUUUGACGGCCUCGUAGCGGCUGCCGUCUCGAACCAAGACGACGCCGACAGCUACUUGUCGUCCAACAGUCGACCCAUCUUGAUCCCGAACCGCAGCAGCCAUCUCAACAGUAGCAGCAGUAGCAGCUUGAUGCGGUAUCGUGACCCCUCGCACGGCAAGAAGCACAAGGUCAGCAGCUUGUCGCGUGUGCAGGAGGACAAGUCGUUUCUCGGUCGAGACUGUAGUCCUACGGGCGUCGAGGAAGACGGCGCGUGGUACGACAGUGACUACAAGCAGCGCGUGCGUCUCGCCUCCGUGUGCUCAUCCGAAGGGAGCGAGUACGGCGGUCUUGGCCGGAAGCACUUGGAGGAGUUCAUCCGCAUGGAGAUCUCGGCGGCCAAUGACAGUGAGCAGCACAGAGAAGCCCUGGGUGACGGCAAGUUUGUUGGGAGCUACUCACCGGAAGCUCGGAGAAAGCGCAUUGAGCGGUUUCUAGAGAAGCGCAAACACCGCGUGUGGGCCAAGAAGGUCGACUAUGACGUGCGGAAGAAUUUUGCCAACUCGCGCUUGCGCGUCAAGGGUCGCUUCGUGAAAAAAGAGGACGAGGAGCUGCUGUGUCAACUGCUGAGCUACACGUGA
Molecule: messenger RNA, 996 nt
Organism: Peronospora matthiolae
Lineage: Eukaryota; Oomycota; Peronosporomycetes; Peronosporales; Peronosporaceae
Source: the annotation of a GenBank genome assembly